UACCGAUACGUCGCAAGGAGUCCUCAAACGUUCAAGAUGGCGGCGCCCGGUACAGACGCCGGUGAGUUUGAAAACUGGCUGAAUGGCCGGUUAGAUUCUUUAGAAGUGGACCGCGAGGUGUACGGAUCUUACAUUUUAGGUGUUUUACAAGAGGAGGAGUGUGACGAGGAGAAAGAAGACGCAAUUCGAGGGAUCUUAUCCGCAUUUGUGGAUGAAGAUACCGUGGAAGAUGUCUGCCAACAGAUUAUUAAGGAGUGGACGGCGAGUUGCAGCCGAUCAGCAAAAAGAAGAGAAGUUGAAGAUGCUGAAGUCCAGGCUAUCGCCAGCAUGAUCGAAAAACAGGCCCAGAUUGUAGUGAAACAGAAAGAGGUGUCAGAGGAGUCACAGAAAAGGAAAGAAGCGCUCCUGGCUCAGUAUGCCAAUAUAACUGACGAUGAGGAUGAAGGGGAAGAGGAGGAGCAACCAAGUGGUAAUCCUAUUCCAGGGAAUGAAAAAUCCCUGUUCAGAAAUACUAACGUGGAGGAAGUGCUACAUAGACAAAAGCAGAAGCGGGACCAAGCCCGUGAGGACGCUCAAAAGAAGAAAGAAACGGACAAGAUGCAGCGAGAGAAGGACAAACUGGCCAAGCAAGAAAGAAAGGACAAAGAGAAGAAGCGUACACAGAAAGGAGAACGAAAAAGAUAGAACAAAAGAAAGACAGUUUAUGAGGUUUCGUUGAGAAAUAUUGCCCUUUUUUUUAACUCAAUCUCAUUCGCACACGGUGGUAUGCGAACAUAACAUGACGACAACAUAGUAAAAACAUUUUCUUACUGCAUGUGCAAAGUCCAUUUCUUAAAGUCAGCUUUGUGGUAGUGGAAAACAAUUCAAGUUUCCUGCUUCCUGACGUGCAAAGUGAAAACACAGACUUUUCCAUUUAAAAAAAAUAACAUUCAGUUUAAAAGCCUUAAUUGACAAACUGUAAUCUCCAUGUCUACAUACAUGUUAAAUGCUAGAGAACAUCUUUAGACUACACAAUUUACAUUGUGUUUAAUUUAAGGGGCAAAAAAUGAGCAAGUGGAACUAUUUCUUCCCUUCUAAAUAAAAGAUUUUUGAUCCUA
This is a messenger RNA of Cynoglossus semilaevis (tongue sole), 1097 nucleotides long. RefSeq names its product coiled-coil domain containing 43 (gene ccdc43). The transcript is spliced from 5 exons. The coding region runs from base 37 to 684 and encodes 215 amino acids. NCBI's taxonomy places the organism in Eukaryota, Metazoa, Chordata, Actinopteri, Pleuronectiformes, Cynoglossidae. The record is from RefSeq and is a predicted model, not a curated record.